CGCUAGGACACGGCACGUCGUCACACGCCGCAGCUCCGGCGAGCAGGAGCAGCGAAGGGUUCGUGAUUUCGCCUCACAUUUCUUGAAGCCUCUUCCUUGUCAAACAUAUAUCUCUCCAUCCCUACAUCUGCUCGUUGCUUCCUCCGCUUGUGCAUCGCUUCCGGCACAAGGAGUUCCCUGGAGCAAAGAUGCCACAGCCAGCCCCCUGCGCCGGCUUCUACUCCGUUCCACUUGGGAGGCUGCCUGUUGUUUCAUUUCCAACUUCUGCAUCUCUCCGUUGCCGAGCACGACGCUCCGUGGAGGGCCGCCGCUCUGUCCGUCUACGGAGUGCUUCGGCCUUUCCCCACCUUAUCUGCCACCGACGGUGCCACAGUGCCAUCUCGAUAGCAAAAUUCAAUCAAUUCGGUGACAAGCCGAAGGGAGAUUCUUCUUCCUUCAUGGAAAACGACGAUGAUGACAAGCAGGCAAUCGAUGUUUCUCAGAAGAUUGAGGAGCGUUGUUUUGCCGGCACAUCUUAUAUCCCAGUGUACGUGAUGCUACCCCUUGAUGUCAUUGAUAAUCAAGGCAAGCUGGCAUAUCCAGAGAUCUUAUUGGAACAACUGAGGGCAUUAAAAUCCAUCAAUGUAGAUGGUGUCAUGGUUGACUGCUGGUGGGGAAUUGUGGAGGCUUCUGCACCUAGAAUCUACAAUUGGGGUGGGUAUAAACAACUAUUUCAAAUUGUACGACAACUGAAGCUUAAGCUCCAGGUCGUCAUGUCAUUUCAUGAGUGUGGAGGUAAUGUUGGUGAUGAUGUGUGGAUUCCUUUGCCACAAUGGGUGAUUGAAAUUGGCAACAACAAUCCAGACAUUUUUUUCACAGAUAGAGAAGGGAGACACAAUAUGGAAUGCCUUUCUUGGGGAAUUGACAGAGUGAGAAUCUUAUAUGGCCGAACAGCAGUAGAGGUUUAUUUUGAUUAUAUGCGAAGCUUCCGUGUAGAGUUUGAUGAGUUAUUUGAAGAUGGCACUAUAUCUGAGCUUCAGAUUGGAUUAGGGCCUUGCGGAGAACUACGCUACCCAUCUUAUCCUGCAAAGCAUGGCUGGAGAUAUCCAGGAAUUGGAGAAUUUCAGUGCUAUGAUGCUUAUUUGCUGAAAAGUUUGAGAGAUGCAGCGAAAGCUAGAGGGCAUCCUUUGUUGGGGAAAGUGCCACAAAAUACUGGUUCAUAUAACAGCCAGCCUCAUGAAACCGGUUUUUUCCGUGAUGGAGGUCAUUAUGAUAAUUCAUAUGGCAGAUUCUUUCUAGGUUGGUAUUCGAAAAUUUUGAUUGAUCAUGGAGACGUGGUAUUAUCUCUGGCCAAAUUAGCAUUUGAAGGUUCAUUGAUUUCAACGAAGAUAUCAGGGAUCCAUUGGUGGUACAAAACUGCCAGCCAUGCUGCAGAGUUAACUGCAGGGUUUUAUAAUCCGUGCAACCGUGAUGGCUAUGCUUCAAUCGCCUCAAUGCUUAAGAAGCAUGAUGCAACACUAAAUUUUACAUGCGUUGAGUUGCGCACCUUGAAUCAGCAAGCAGACUUUCCAGAAGCACUGGCAGAUCCUGAAGGAUUGGUCUGGCAGGUCUUAAAUGCUGCGUGGGAUGUUUCUUUACCUAUGGCAAGUGAAAAUGCUCUUCCUUGCUAUGAUAGGGAUGGAUAUAAUAAGAUUUUAGAUAACGCUAAGCCAUUGAGUGAUCCAGAUGGACGACAUUUAUCAUCAUUCACGUACCUCAGGCUGAGCCCAGUCCUCAUGUGUAGUCAUAACUUCAAAGAAUUCAGUCGAUUUGUUCAGCGAAUGCACGGCGAAUGGGUUCCCAACUCUUGUUGAUUGGACAAUUUUUCAGGACCUCACCGUGCGUCACUCUCUUUUGUUGGAAGCCCAAUAAAAUUCGAUUUGAGAGAAGUAGAUUAAAGACACAAAUGGUGGAAAGAGCAACAUAGCAAGGCGAACUGUAGCAACUACAUGAAAAAAAAAAUUAAUAAAAAAAGACGUCCGUCCAAACUCAGAUGGGAGCAUGACUUGCUAUAAUUAUUUCAUUCAUUUGUUGGGUUCACAUAAUUAAUUAAAAGGUGCUACGACACUUUGCCUUCUCAUAUGUCACUAUAUGAUUAAUGUUGAGAUGCUGACAUUUGAAUUCUGACGAUAUAUAUCAUCUAUUUGUUUGAAGAAAA
Zingiber officinale is the source of this 2176-nucleotide messenger RNA. RefSeq names its product beta-amylase 2, chloroplastic-like. Gene Ontology annotation, biological process: polysaccharide catabolic process. Gene Ontology annotation, molecular function: beta-amylase activity. The record is from RefSeq and is a predicted model, not a curated record. NCBI's taxonomy places the organism in Eukaryota, Viridiplantae, Streptophyta, Magnoliopsida, Zingiberales, Zingiberaceae. The transcript is spliced from 10 exons. The coding region runs from base 189 to 1832 and encodes 547 amino acids.